UUAAAACCUACGUCACAACAGACCGCAUCUCACGAUCUCCGAAUAAUCAAAUUUUUAUAUUAGCUAAGGUAGGUUAGGGUUCGAGACGGGUUUAUAAAAAUAAAAAAUAAUAAUAAUAAUAGUGACACAUUAGUAAAAAGAUAAACCCUUUUCGAGAAAGGCGUUGAUUGUGAGAUUUACCUCCUGUGCAGUUUGCGGUGUGUCACUAUCAAACAAAAAUUUUUGAUUGUUGGUUUAUUUCCGUACUUGGUGGAAUUGCUAUAAUUAAUGAUGUUUUUCUUUUACAAACACAUGCUGAACGACGGGGAUUUAGUCACGGUCAUAAGAUUAUUGGAGGAACGAUACAGCCUGCAAGAAGUCGCCAAGAGACUGACAAUGAGUGUAAAUCACUGUACAAUAGGAAGCGUUCAUCGGCGCUUCAGAGGGACAGGGCUUCACAUUAGAAAGCCAGGACAGAGUCGACCUUGGUCUGCAGAUGAGAGAGACGAUAGAUUAAUCCGCUCAGGUGAAAGGUUCUAUGUAAGGAGCCAAGGAGUGGGACACAUCAAACAACCCGAAUAUGUAGGCUUUGGCCCAAAUAUGUCUGUGUGUUAACCUUGCAUGGCCUAUCCUUAAUUGGGUGAGUCUAUAAGUCAGACCUAUUGGCAAUACUCUUGAUACUGAAGAGCUGCAGUGCCAAUCCAGCCCACCAAUACUGCCACUUUCUUUUAAUUAUGUUUUUUUCUUGCAUUUUUAGCAGUGCCAGAUUACAAUGGUUUCAUGGACAUCCCAGUCCGCCUUUUUGUUACCCUCCAGAUCUAUGUGUCCAGGUAAAAGACAAUGAUCACCAUUGAGACAAAAUAAAGUUAUCAAUUGGCAAAUUUUCCUAUUUUCUGACCUAAUGAAC
This is a messenger RNA of Cimex lectularius (bed bug), 886 nucleotides long. RefSeq lists its product as uncharacterized. The transcript is spliced from 3 exons. The coding region runs from base 268 to 594 and encodes 108 amino acids. NCBI's taxonomy places the organism in Eukaryota, Metazoa, Arthropoda, Insecta, Hemiptera, Cimicidae. The record is from RefSeq and is a predicted model, not a curated record.